Messenger RNA from Alternaria atra, 636 nucleotides. RefSeq lists its product as uncharacterized. The transcript has a single exon. Lineage: Eukaryota; Fungi; Ascomycota; Dothideomycetes; Pleosporales; Pleosporaceae. Bases 1 to 636 code for a protein of 211 amino acids. The record is from RefSeq and is a predicted model, not a curated record.
AUGGUAUUCGGUCUCCUGGCUCUCGUGGGGACGGUUCCUUUAACCGUGACGUCCGUUAUAACCAUACAAAAUCAAGCCGAGAACGCGAAAAACGAAGCUGCGGACGAUGAUGACGACUGGAAAGGCGAGAAAUGCCACAUGCGCUGUCGAGCGACUGCGAGGACGCCAGAAGACCGCAAGGAAUUGUUCAAGGAUAGUCAAAUCGUACUAUGCGGAGGCCGAUUGUACGUUCAGCUAUCGACAUACGAAGGUCCGGUUCAUCACCCCUUCACCGGAUACUACUUGCCAUUCCCCAAAAAGGAUUACGAAGGCAUUGUAUCUACCAUCUCGGAUAAUCCGCCGCAGCUUAAUUGGGUGUAUCUAGACACAGAUUCCGACAUUUUUCAGCUCAGCCAUGGACUUCGUGUGGAUGCAGAAGAGGGGCAGGCUGGCCCUUGGGAUGCUCGCGUUUGUGAGAAUGGGGAGAAGCGAUAUACAUUUGAGGGUUGGGAGGGAUUUAUUGCUGUUGAGUGUGAAGGUGAGCCAGGAUUAUGGAGGCUGUGUUUCGAUAAGUACAACGACGGAUUGAAGGGCAAUAUUAAAGAGUGCCAAAGGACUGUUGAGGUGGAGUUGGUACGUGAGGAAAUGAAGGCCUGA